AGCUGACGCGGCUUCUUGGGGCCGUGCAGCCGGGGAGGAGGCGGCUGGGCCGGGUCGCUUUCCCAAAACCUGGGGUGCUAGCCGGGUCCCGGGUAUCAGGAUCCUGGUGGGUUGAGGUUGCAAUCCGGGCGAGCUAUGGUGGUGCUGAACGGGGGAGACCCUGGAGGUGCAAGAGGAGGAGGCCACGAGGAGCAACCGGGAGCCCCCCUAAAACAGCCCUAUGGGAGGAUCGAGGAUUGCCUGCCGCCGCUGGCCAGCCCCCCCGCCAAGAGGUUUUCCCCGGCGAAGAGAAAGCAGUACUACAUCAACCAAGCCAUACGCAACUCGGAUCUCAUCCCCCGGGCCAAAGGGCGGAAGAGCCUGCAGCGCCUCGAGAACACACGUUAUCUGAUGACUCUCCUGGAACAAGACGAACGCACAGGGGAAGACGGGGAAAUCACGCACCCGGCAACUCCGAGCAUCUUCACCGAAGCCUGCAGCAAUGAGACGUACGUCAAGACCCUUUUGGAUGCCAACCUGACAGCGGUCCGCGGCGAAAUGUUCACCCUCCAGGUGGAAGGGGUGGAGAUGGACGGUCGAAACAGCGCCCUUCUGGGUAUCGGAGAUGUCCCGGUGGCAGCAGCAGGCGUCCGGCUUGGAAGAGCGGCUGGAGGCAGCGGUGGGAGAAAGAGCCGCGGCCGAGGCGGAGAGGGAGCGCUGCGAGGCGCGGCAGGUGGCGCUGCAGGAAAGCGUGCACGGCUACCUGUCCGAAAUCGCCUCCCUCCACCGUCGCCUUCAGGGCCGCCCGUCCUCCGCCGGCCGCAGGUGCCCCCCGUUCUGGUACUUAUUGUGGGGGCUGGCGAGCUUUUUCAUUCUUUAGCCGCUCGUAAGUUUCCAGAGCCGAGAGGGGUUCCCCUGGGGCGAUCCCUUACGCAAAAAGGGUGGCGACCACCCUGCCACGAGAGAAAGAUCCGGCAUCCGCCACUCCGGCUUGACUUAACCCGGCACACCGCUGCAGCAGUCGACAUUAUUCUGCCCCCCCAUUGCGAAUCAGGUUCAUUUAUCGAAAUUUGCAGGGUCCGAGCUGUUUGCAAGGAGCAAACCGAGAAACUAAAGCCGUGGAAAUAGCUCAAAUUCAAGUCAAAAAGUCACUUUGCUCCUUGCAAAACAGCUCAGAGCCUGUACAUUUUGAUAAUCAACCUGAUUUGC
Messenger RNA from Lacerta agilis (Sand lizard), 1188 nucleotides. RefSeq lists its product as uncharacterized. Bases 136 to 1107 code for a protein of 323 amino acids. Lineage: Eukaryota; Metazoa; Chordata; Lepidosauria; Squamata; Lacertidae. The record is from RefSeq and is a predicted model, not a curated record. The transcript is spliced from 6 exons.